AAGUAACAUUUACCUGGCGUAUAUAAAAGGGGACAAUGUGUUUCUGUAAUUGAAAUAGAUAUAAUAUAACUAAGAGUCUGUUUGGUUUUUGAACCACCAAACUUGAUUCAGCUUUCCAAAAGCUUGUCUGUGCGAGAAGUCUCAUUCCAUCAGAGUGGAGAUUCUGCUGCUUUGUUUAAGCCAAUUCUGACACUAACAUGCAUGAAGCAAAGUGGCGCGAUUCUGGUUUCAAGCAAUUCAAGUCCAUGGACCCAACCGUUUCAAUUUCAAGUCACAAGCGCUCCAACAGUGACCCAAUGAAAAGGAGAGUUAUGAGAGAUGGAUUAGAGAACAUUAGUGAAGCUUCAUAUCGGCCUGAAGUGGAACUGGGGGAACUAAAGCAAAGCAUUGAAUCCAAGAAGAGGCAAUACAAUAAUAUGGAUCUACAAAGUUCUUUGACUCAAGAGAUUCUACAGCUUCAAAAACGAUUGCAACAACAAUUUGUGAUACGGCGUGCAUUAGAGAAAGCGUGCUAUGUUCCUUUUUCACAGGAUGCUACAAUAGAAACUUCAAUACCCAAGGCUGCAAAAGAACUGAUUAAGGAAAUUGGAAUAUUAGAAUUAGAAGUCGUGUAUUUAGAACAAUACCUACUCUCUUUGUAUCGGAAAAGAUUUGAUCAGCAAAUUUCAUCUCUAUCAACCAAGGAAAGAAGAUUGGAAUUAGCUUCAGACACUAAUCAAGGAACAUCUGCAGUGCCUGACAAUGAUGCUAUCUCUGACAAAGAAAUUUCAGUUGUGCACUGUAGUAAUGUCAUUUCACCCAGAAAUUCAGCUGGCUUUCAGCUUAAGGAAUGCAGUAACCAGUUGGAAUCAGAAACUGUUUUAGACUCUAGUAUUCAUCGAUGUCACUCUGCAAUAUCUCAACGAGCAGUGUGCUCGAUUGAAGCUUCUCCUGGGAACAUUGAGACCAAAGCUGUUGUUGACUCUUACCAUUCUCUACCAUUAUCCAUGUUAGAGCAAGCUCAGUGUGCUAAAUCCAGUUCAACCAGCCUGGCAGAGCAUCUUGGGAGUAGCUAUGUUGAUAAUGUUCCAGAAACACCAAAUUGGCUAUCUGAGGAGAUGAUUAAGUGCAUAUCAGCUAUAUAUUGUGAACUUGCAGAGCCACCUUCUCUUGGUCAUAAACGUGCUUCAUCCCCUAUGUCAUUCUCAUCGUCCGGUAAUGAGUUAUCUUCACAGAGCCAGGGUAGUAAGUGGAAAUCACAAUGGAAGAAGAAUUCAUCCUUCAGUUUGAACUCCACUAACCCUUUCCAUGUCAGAGGGUCCAAAGAAUUUAGUGGACCUUAUUGCUCAAUGAUAAGGAUACAGCAAUUAUGCACAGAUAAUCAGAAAUUAAAAGAAAUUGAGUACAUGCUACGAAGAUUUAGGUCACUUGUUUCUCGGCUGGAAGAUGUUAAUCCUAGAAAUAUGAAGCAUGAAGAAAAGCUUGCCUUUUGGAUUAAUGUGCACAAUUCUUUAGCAAUGCAUGCCUUAUUAGUUUAUGGAAUUUCAGCCAACAAUGUUAAAAGAAUGUCUUCGGUACUGAAGGCUGCAUAUAACAUUGGGGGACAUACUAUAAGCGUAGACCUGAUACAGAACUUCAUUCUGGGAUGCAGAUUGCCUCGCCCAGGACAAUGGUUGCGGUUGUGGUUUCCUUCAAUGGCAAAACCAAAGGUUAGAGAUGCAAGAAAAGGAUACGCCAUACAUCGUCCAGAACCUUUAUUACUAUUUGCUCUUUGCUCAGGAAGCCAUUCUGAUCCUGCGGUACGUAUGUACACAUCCAAGAGGGUUUUUGAGGAGCUAGAAUAUGCCAAAGAAGAAUACAUUCAGUGCACCUUUUCUAUAAAUAAGGAACAGAAAAUAGUUCUCCCAAAGAUAGUUGAUUCCUUUGCAAAAAAUUCAGGUCUAGGAGCAUCUGAUAUGAUGGAGAUGGUUAAGCCUUAUCUACCCAAUAAUUCUCAAAGGAAGAGCAUUAACGAUUCUCAAUCAAAGACAAGCUGGAAAAGCAUUGAAUUAACCCCUCAUAACUUCACCUUCCAUUACUUGAUUUCAAAGGAAUUAGAUUGGUAAUGGCAUGCCUUGGUAGGAUUCAUGCAUCUGUGGGUAAAAUAAUUGUCUGUCUAUCCAUAUCUAUCCAAGAAUUACGCUUGAUGGUAAGCACAGGUGUAUUGUGCAAGAAGGAAAUGUGUCUGCUUCAAAGCAUAACUGGUAAAUAAUAAUUGUCUGCCUCAUAUCUAUGAAAAUAUUAAACACAGAAUGGCAACACUAAGGUGAGAGUACGGAGCAGAGACAGAUGUACGUCAGAUAGCAAGCAACAAUCUGGAAAUUUUGGGAGCUUAGACAACAUAAUUUUUGCUGCAGAACUGUAUCCUAAGGUCCUAGUGUUUAAGUAUUUUAAUAUAGCUAUAUAUAUAUAUAUAUUUUUUUUUUUUCAAUUUAUGGAUGUAUAUUCUUAAUUCUUUUCCUCGGCAUCUGCUUUGUCUGAUGGAUCAAUCCUGAACACUUUUUCUCGGUGUAUGCUUGGUAGAAAUCAUUAUUGUCACCCAGCAAUACUAAGAAGCACAUUCUUGUGGCCUUUUGGUCAUACAACAUGAAAGGUAACAAGAGAAUCAUUGAAAAAUUUACUCCAGAAUUUCUCAAAUUUUAAUUAUUCCUUCAAGUUUUAAUUAUUUAGAUGGAACCACGAUUUCUUGUUUUCCUUUAAGGAAA
Molecule: messenger RNA, 2723 nt
Organism: Cajanus cajan (pigeon pea)
Lineage: Eukaryota; Viridiplantae; Streptophyta; Magnoliopsida; Fabales; Fabaceae
Product: ternary complex factor MIP1 leucine-zipper protein
Source: RefSeq, a predicted model, not a curated record